Messenger RNA from Ipomoea nil (Japanese morning glory), 1065 nucleotides. RefSeq lists its product as uncharacterized. Gene Ontology annotation, biological process: DNA integration. Lineage: Eukaryota; Viridiplantae; Streptophyta; Magnoliopsida; Solanales; Convolvulaceae. The record is from RefSeq and is a predicted model, not a curated record. The coding region runs from base 1 to 1065 and encodes 354 amino acids. Gene Ontology annotation, molecular function: nucleic acid binding. The transcript has 2 exons.
AUGUUCUGGAUAGAGGACAUCCGGCGAUUCAAGGAAACAGGCGAAUUGCCGGAAGACCCGGGAGUCGCCGCUAGGAUUCGACGAAAAGCCCCCUCUUUCGAAAUUAUUGAUGGGCAAUUAUACAAGCGGUCGUUCGGAGGUCCUUUAUUGAAAUGCUUGCUCAGGCCUGAGGCCGAAAAAAUAAUGGACGAGGCUCAUAGAGGCAUCUGCGCCGCACACCAGGGCGCCCACACGCUCGCCCGAAAGUUAGUCGUCCAGGGGUAUUAUUGGCCGGCUAUGAUGCGAGAUUGCAUCGAGUGGAUAUCCAAGUGUGGCGUUGAACCGUUGGCCACUAUCACUGAGUACCAAUGCCGACGCUUCCUAUGGAAGAGGGUGAUUUGCCGCUUCGGCUUGCCCGAGCAUAUUGUCAGUGAUAAUGGGCGACAGUUCGACUGCCAAGCGUUUGCUGACUUUUGCCGCCGACAUGAUAUCCGCCAUACCAAGGUAUCCGUGGCGUACCCGCAGGCCAAUGGGCAAGUCGAAAAUGUGAAUCGGACCCUAGUGGAUGGAAUCCGAAAGAAAUUGGAAGAUAUCAGAGGAAAUUGGGCAGAUGAGCAUGACCGAGUCCUAUGGGCUUAUCGCACUACGCAGCGGCGAGCUACCGGAGAGAGCCCAUUCUCCCUUGCGUACGGCUUCGAAGCUAAGGUCCCAAUUGAAGUGGUCGAGCCCGCUCACCGGGUCCGCACUUAUUCCGACACGGAGAAUGAAGAAAGUCUUCGGAUUGAGAAAAAUUUCCUAGAAGAAAGAAGAGAAGCCGCGAGUGCUCGGAUGGUCGAAUAUCAACAAGCGGUAAAAAGAUAUCGCGAUCGGAGGAUUCGCCCACGAACUUUCCAGGUCGGCGACCUCGUCUUACGAGACCGGCAAGCGAGCCAGCCCACGGAAGGAGGCAAGUCCGCGGUAAAGUGGGAAGGACCCUAUCGCAUUGCCGCGGUGGUCCAGGCCGGCACUUACAAGCUUGAAACUCUGGAAGGCAAGCCUGUGGACCGAAUCUGGAAUGUCAUCCACUUGAAGAAAUUCUAUCAGUAG